AUGGGUUGUUCGUCGAACAGAAAGAAGAGUUUCUUCUUUAAAGUCUCAUUCCUCGUGUACGUCUUUCUUUUGAAUAAAGUGGUUAAAGCGGCGGUUUUAGGCAUCGAUUACGGCGCGGAGUUCCUCAAGAUUUCCAUCGUCGCCCCAGGACGAACGCCGAUUACUUUAGUCAUAAACGAGAUCUCGAAACGGAAAACCACCGUCGCGGUGUCAUUCAUCAACCAAGAUCGAUGGUUAGGCGAAGAGGCGAUGAAUUACCAAGCCAGGUACCCGGAGAAAGUGACCACGAGGUUAAGAGAGUUGUUAGGGAAGAGCGCGAAAUCGGAUUUGGUUUUGGAUUAUAAGGAAAAGUAUAAGUUGCCUUUUGAGAUUCAAGAGAACAACCAAGGGAACGGACGAGAAACGGUGGAAGUUUUCAUCGACGUUGAAAACGGCAGCAGUGGGAAACAAAAUGGUGAUGGCGAUGGUGAUGAUGCUAUUGAAAAUAAUUAUUCAUCGCAUACGAUCGAGGAGUUAGUGGCGACGACGUUACAAUACGCGAUGAAGAUUGGGACGGCGUUGGGGAAAGGCGCGAUUAAAGACGCGGUGGUUUCGGUGCCGCCGUAUUUUUCGCAGACGCAACGAAGGGCCUUGUACGACGCGGCGGAUAUCGCCGGGUUAAACGUCAUGGCGUUGGUGAGCGACGUGUCGUGCGCAGCCUUGCAGUGGGGAAUUGAUAAGGAUUUCGCGAAGAACGAAACGAGGAACGUGAUUUUUUACGACGUCGGGUCGAGUCACUCGUCGGCGAGUUUAGUCGAAUUCGGCGCCUUGAGCGAACGAAGGUCGAAGAAGACGUACGGGUCGUUCGUCGUGAAAUCAGUCGAGUGGAACGACGAAUUCGGUGGCGAGGAUUUAGACGUUCUCUUGGUGAACCAUUUCUUGGAUGAGUUUCAAGAAAAACACGGGUCAGAGACGAACGGGAAAGACGUGACGAAAGACAAGAGAGCGGUGGCAAAGUUGAGAAAGCAGGUGAGGAAGACGAAAGAGAUGCUCUCGGCGAACAAAGAAGCGCCAGUCAGCGUGGAAGGGAUGUUCGAGGACAUCGAUUUCAGGUCGACGAUUGACCGCGCGACGUUUGAAGCCAAGGCGGAGAAGACGUUCCAACGAAUGUUGGAACCGUUGCGAAGGUUGGUGACGGUGGAGUUGCCGAAACUUGGGUUGACUUUGGAAGACGUGGAAGCUAUUGAGGUUAUUGGUGGCACCGUCCGAGUUCCCGCGCUUCAACGCUUGAUCGACGAGGAAGUUUUGAAGGAUUCUGGCAAGUCUAUCGAUAAGAGGUUGGACGCGGACGAAGCCGUCGCGAUGGGCGCCGGUUUGUUCGCGGCGAACAUGAGCACGACGUUUCGCAUGCGUAAAUUUGGUGCUGCAGAUGCGUUGCCGUACGGGAUCGAUUAUCAAGUCGUCGGUGGUGUCGACGAGGACGAUGAAAAGAACAACAAAAUUGCGUUGUUCAAUCGAUUCGACGCGUACCCGUCGCGCUCGAAAGUAACGAUUGAAAACGUCACCGCAAACGAGUACAUUUUGAAAACGUUCAUCGCCGCCGUGAAAUCGGGCGACGAGAGCGAGGACAACGUCAAAGAAGAACUCGUUUUACCGCCGGCGUGGAGUUCAGCCGACGUCGCCACUUUCAACGUGUCCGGCAUCGACCAUUUCCGAGAAAAGUACAACAACACGGAGGACGGUAACGUCACGGUGACUUUCGCGAUGGACCCGAGCGGUAUCUUCUUUGUCGAGAAGGCGCAGUUCGAAGUCAUCGUGACGGAUAUGGUUGAGAUUCCUCGCCCGAAGAAGUCGAAAAAAAUGGACGACAAGAAGUCGAAGAAGAAUAUUACGAUUGAAGAAGUUGAAACGACCGCGAAGGCGACGGAUGAAACCGCCGCCACCGUAUCCGAGGAUGAAAAAGAGGAAAAGGAGGAGGAGAAAGAAGCGGCGGCGCCGGCGGAAGAGACUACCAAGGAAGAAGAGAAGAAGGAAGAUAAAGAGGAAAAGGAAACCGACGCGACCGACAGCGAGUCGGGUAAAAAAGAACAGGCGGAAGAGGGCGAAAAAGAAAGCGCUGAAGAAGAAGAAGAGAAACCGGCGGCUUCGGAGGAGACGAAAGAAGGGGAAGAAAAAGAGGAGGAAGAAGAAGAAGGAAAAGAAGAAGAAGAAGAAGACGACAAAGAAGAAGUGUACAUUCCGCAAUAUCGCGAGCGAAAGCGAAAGUUCAAGCACGACUUACUCGUCUCCGAAUCCGAUAAUCCAAUCGUUCAAAUGACGAACGCGGAAAUUCUUGCAUCCAAGGGUAAGCUCGAAAAGCUCCACGCGAAGGAUCAAGCGAAACGCGAAACCGAAGCUGCGAAGAGUAACUUGGAAGCCUACAUUUAUUCUUCGCGCUCGAAAGUUCGUCAAGACGAAGACAUUGAAAAAGUCACCACGGAGGAGCAAAGAGAGUCACACUUGCAAUCGUUGGAAGACGCCGAGGACUGGUUGUACACCGACGAAGGCGAAAAUGCCAACAAGACAACGUAUGAAACGAAACACAAAGGUUUGAAAGACGUCUCGGACGCGUUCAUCUUCCGAGCGCAAGAGUCUUCCGUGCGCCCAGAGUCCGUGAAAUACGCCAAGAAGUGGAUCGCGGAUACGCGUAAAACGAUUGGAACUUGGAAGGACAAAAAGAAGCACAUUUUUGCCAACGAAACCGAACCGUUGUUGCAAGACAUUGCAGAUUUGGAAUCGUUCUUGGAGGAGAAAGAAAAAGAGCAAGAGGCGAAAGAGGCGCACGAAGACGCGGCGUUUACUAGCAAAGAGGUGAAAAGCGAGUUGUCCAAGAGAAUGACAAAGUAUAAAAAAGUAAAGUCGAAGCCGGCGCCAAAGGUGGAAAAGCCAAAGACGAACUCGACCGGCAACGCGACCGGGAAGAACUCGACGAAAAAGAACUCGAAGAAGGACAAGAAGAAGGGCGAGGAGACGACGGCGGCUGAUGAAGAAUCUGAAAAUACGUCUACUCCUACGAAGGAAGAAGAAGAUAAAGAAGGUGGAGGAAGAGGAGAGGAAGCGACGUCUAGCGAAGAAGGGUCGGCGGCGGAUCCGCCGAUGCCGGACGAACCGGGGCCGACGAAAAAGAAAUCGUGGUUCGGGAAAGUUUUCGACAAGAAAGAGCCGGAAGAAGCAGCCUCGGGGGAUCUUUAA
This is a messenger RNA of Bathycoccus prasinos, 3210 nucleotides long. RefSeq lists its product with no specific name. Gene Ontology annotation, biological process: negative regulation of hypoxia-induced intrinsic apoptotic signaling pathway; cellular response to hypoxia; endoplasmic reticulum unfolded protein response. The transcript has a single exon. Gene Ontology annotation, molecular function: ATP binding; ATP-dependent protein folding chaperone. Gene Ontology annotation, cellular component: endoplasmic reticulum chaperone complex. NCBI's taxonomy places the organism in Eukaryota, Viridiplantae, Chlorophyta, Mamiellophyceae, Mamiellales, Bathycoccaceae. The record is from RefSeq and is a predicted model, not a curated record. Bases 1 to 3210 code for a protein of 1069 amino acids.